Messenger RNA from Sporothrix schenckii 1099-18, 474 nucleotides. RefSeq lists its product as uncharacterized. The record is from RefSeq and is a predicted model, not a curated record. Bases 1 to 474 code for a protein of 157 amino acids. Lineage: Eukaryota; Fungi; Ascomycota; Sordariomycetes; Ophiostomatales; Ophiostomataceae. The transcript has 2 exons.
AUGGUGUCCUCUGUUCUUGCCUCGCAUUCUCCUAUUCCUCGCAAGGCGGAAAGGCAUGCUUAUUUUAGCGUACCAGCAGUCCAAUCGCUAACCCGUCUGGAUCGCCUUCUCGCCUUCAAAGCGUUGGGCGACUAUCGGGGCGAGACGCAGCUAUUUGGGGAUUCGGGAAAGGAACAGGCAAUGGCGAAAGGCCCCUGGAACGGACGCAGGGCGGCAAGGAAAGACUGCGCAAAUCCAAGCGAUGCGGCGCAUGAAAAUGGAAAGCCAUGCAACCUGCUGUCCAAUGAUGGAGGGGAAAGCGACCAAGCGGCCUAUGCGCACAGGGGGAAAAGCACCCCCGUUGCUGGCCAUCCUUUGCGAGGCUAUAUCCCACAGUCUGUCGCUCCGGGCAAAUCCCUUUUGGCGCUCCUGUAUUGCGCCUUUUCCCCAAAGGCUGUGCUGGUCGUCAGGCUCAUCACGAUGGAAUCUGAUUAG